This is a messenger RNA of Marmota flaviventris (yellow-bellied marmot), 1695 nucleotides long. RefSeq names its product G protein-coupled receptor kinase 1 (gene Grk1). Gene Ontology annotation, biological process: protein phosphorylation; regulation of opsin-mediated signaling pathway; visual perception. Gene Ontology annotation, molecular function: ATP binding; rhodopsin kinase activity. The record is from RefSeq and is a predicted model, not a curated record. Lineage: Eukaryota; Metazoa; Chordata; Mammalia; Rodentia; Sciuridae. Gene Ontology annotation, cellular component: cytoplasm.
AUGGACUUUGGGUCUCUGGAGACCGUGGUGGCCAACUCUGCCUUCAUCGCUGCCCGGGGCAGCUUUGACGGGAGCAGCGCCCCGUCUUCCAGGGACAAGAAGUACCGGGCCAAGCUCCGGCUGCCCCCGCUGUCCAAGUGCGAGGGCCUCCGGGACAGCCUCGACUCGGAGUUCCAGAGUGUGUGCCGGGAGCAGCCCAUCGGCAAGCGGCUCUUCCAGCAGUUUCUGAGGGCUGACCAGAGGCACGAGCCGGCUGUGGGGCUCUGGCUGGACAUUGAGGACUAUGACACGGUGGACGGUGACCUGCGGCCGCGGAAGGCACAGAGCAUUGUGGCCACGUACCUGGACCCCCAGGCCGAGCUCUUCUGCAGCUUUCUGGAUGAGGGGACCAUGUCGAAGGUGAAGGGGGCGGCCGAGGGGGGCCAGGAUGGGCUCUUCCGGCCGCUGCUGCAGGCCACGCUGGAGCACCUGAGCCAGGCCCCCUUCCAGGAGUACCUGGGCAGCCUGCACUUCCUGAGGUUCCUGCAGUGGAAGUGGCUGGAGGCCCAGCCUGUCGGGGAGGACUGGUUCCUGGACUUCAGGGUCUUGGGGAAGGGUGGCUUUGGGGAGGUGUCUGCCUGCCAGAUGAAGGCCACCGGCAAGAUGUACGCCUGCAAGAAGCUGAACAAGAAGCGUCUGAAGAAGAGGAAGGGGUACCAGGGUGCCAUGGUCGAGAAGACCAUCCUGAGCAAAGUGCACAGCAGGUUCAUCGUCUCUCUGGCCUAUGCUUUCGAGACCAAGACUGACCUCUGCCUGGUGAUGACCAUCAUGAAUGGAGGUGACCUAAGGUACCACAUCUACAGCGUGGACGAGGAGAGUCCCGGCCUCCCGGAGCCGCGCGCCGUCUUCUACACGGCCCAGAUGCUGAGCGGCCUGGAGCACCUGCACCGGAGACGGAUCGUCUACCGCGACCUCAAACCCGAGAACGUGCUGCUGGACGACGGGGGCAACGUCCGCAUCUCGGACCUGGGGCUGGCCGUGGAGCUGCCGGAGGGGCAGAGCAAGACCAGGGGCUACGCAGGGACGCCAGGCUUCAUGGCCCCCGAGCUCCUGCUCGGCGAGGACUACGACUGCUCUGUGGACUACUUUGCCUUGGGGGCCACCCUGUACGAGAUGAUCGCCGCUAGAGGUCCUUUCCGAGCCCGAGGAGAGAAGGUGGAGAACAAGGAGCUCAGGCAGCGCGUCCUCUCGGAGCCCGUUUCGUACUCAGACAGGUUCGGCCGGGCCAGCAGGGACUUCUGUGAGGCCCUGCUGGAGAAGGACCCGGAGAAGCGCCUGGGCUUCAGAGAUGGCUCCUGCGACGGGCUGCGUGCCCACGCCCUUUUCAAAGACAUCAGCUGGAGGAAGCUAGAGGCCGGACUGCUGACUCCUCCCUUCAUCCCUGACUCCAGAACUGUCUAUGCGAAGAGCAUUCAGGACGUGGGUGCCUUUUCCACCGUCAAGGGUGUGGCCUUUGACAAAGCAGACUCGGAAUUCUUCCAGGAAUUUGCCUCGGGCAACUGUCCCAUUCCCUGGCAGGAGGAGAUGAUCGAGACGGGCAUCUUCGGGGAGCUGAACGUAUGGCGCCCUGACGGGCAGAUGCCGGAUGACAUGAAGGGAGUCCCCGUGGAGGAGACGGCCCCCGUGUCCAAGUCAGGAAUGUGUCUGGUCUCCUAG